AUCUCGUCUACUCUCGUUCUACUCUGGCUGCUCUCGCGAUAACUCAGUAACAUUUAACUAUACUACAUUUAUCAGUACAAGACAGAUUUCCUGUAAAUCACAUGACACCGGCAGCUCAGGUGCUGCUUUGAAUACAGACAGCCUGCUGCUCAGUUCAGGCUUCACAGAAGAAGCAGAAUAUCAGCGCAUUAGAAGCCUUCUCGAAUUUAAUGUGCAUCAUGUUGCCCUCUACGGGCUGGAGAUUGUAACUGCUGGACUAAACUGCAUAACAAACGAGCACCAGUCUUGUGAAAUGGUGGGAAAGAGAUCUGAAAGUUUGGGCGACUGCAGUUCCCUCAGCACCCCGACUUCCCACGUCCUCGAUAUCAGCAACAGAACACCAAUCAUGGCAGAUUUUCAUAAUUCCUCUGAAAGGAAUGAAGACUUGGACACUUCAACAGAAACACAACUAAAUGAAAUCAGAAGAAACAGCAGAACAAUAGAAGGAUUCAUCACAAGAUAUAUUCUCAACACAAGGAGUGUAUUUGAUGGUGAAGGACUGAAGAGAGAAGCAUUUGGAGAAAAAGACACCAACAAACCUCACAAAACCAUCUUACUAGUGGGAGAAACAGGAACAGGAAAGUCAACUGUUAUCAAUGCCAUGGUCAAUUACCUGCUGGGUGUUGAAAGUAAAGACAGAGUUUGGUGUGAGAUCAUAGAGACAAAAGAAAACCAAACCAAUACUCCGACAAAUGCAGUCACAGUAUAUGAUGUGUUUACUGAACACGACCCGUUAUCCCUGACCAUCAUCGACACACCUGGAUUUGGACACACUGAUGGUAUUCAGGAGGAUUUAAAUGUAGCUGAAGGUUUACAUGAGUUAAUUAGAUCUAAAGAUGAAGUUCAUGAAAUUGAUGCAGUUUGUCUUGUGGUGACCUCAACCACUGCUCACAUCACUGACAGACGGCGGUAUAUUUUUAAUGCCGUUCUCUCAUUAUUUGGCCAUGACGUGGAGAAAAACAUUGUUGUGUUCGUCACACACGCUCCGAGAAAACCUACAAAUGUCAUUAAAGCCAUCAAGGAAUUCAAAAUCCCGUGUGCUCAGACUGAUAAAGGGGAGCCUGUGUAUUUCAGGUUCGACAACAGUUCCUGUGAAUACUGAUGAGGAAAUAUUAGAGGAUUAUGAAGCUUCAUGGAAACUGAUAAACAAAACAAUGGAGAGCUUUCUGACCUUUCUGAAAGAAAGUAAAGCCAUAAGUUUGAAAAUAACUGAAGCAGUGCUGAGAAAACACAAACAACUGACAGCAUCCAUCUCCAAUCUAAAGGAUCGAAUCACACUGACGGAACUAAAACAAAAAGAGCUUCAGCAGGCAAAAGAGGCUUUACAGGAACAUGAGAAAAAAGGCGACCAUCAUAACUGGGAAUAUGAAGUGGAUGAGACUUACAAAGACAAGGUACCAAUAGAAUUUAGCUGGCGGAACAUGUUCACCAGAUAUGACAGUGAUCAUGUCAUCAGACAUGUCAGAGACAGAGAUCUCUCAUGGUGUCGUGUCAUGUCUGAGGCUAAGUGCACAGUGUGUACUGGGAAGUGUCGGGUCAGUGAUCAUACAAAAGAAAACAAAAUCUAUGUGAGUAAGACAAGGAAGGUCAAGAAGACAAAGGAAGAUCUGAAAAAGAAAUACGAGACAGAGUCUAGAGAGAAAAAGAGCUUGAUAAGUAAACUGGAGAAAGAAAAAACAGAAAUGGAGAACAAAAAAAUCAGACUGGUGAAUGAGUGUUGAGUGUGUGCUAGCGCUUGAGGAGAUCGCCUUAAAGCCUGACUCUGUGUUUACACUGCAGCAUCUGGACUAUUUGAUUGAGAAAGUGAAGGAAACAGGAAACACAACCCAAGUGCAGAAACUUGAAGAAAUAAAACAAAGAGCUGAUGAUAAACAGGUGGCAAAGCUAAUACAAUGGUUCAGCACAAUGCAAAUGAAAUAGGAGUUAAUCGGAGAAAAUUGGAAAAGAAGUGAGCUUCAUUGAAAUUGUAGUAAUCACAUGAUGUGCACAGUAUAGGUAAUUCAAAAGUAUUGCCACCCAAAAGAUAUAAAAUUUGUGUAAAAUAAUUAAGUGAUUUAUGAAUGACUGAGCAAUAAGACUAAUGAAAGUGUCUCUAUACAUAUUAUAAAUCUUAAAUUACUUGGAUAUUCAUCAUGGUCCAAAAUUAAUUUAAAAUAAUUUCUAUUCAAUUAACUUUAAAUUAGGGUGUUUCACAUAAAUCUUCAUUUCUCUAAUGACUGUUUCUGACGCUUUGAGGUAAAAUGUAAUUAAAAUCCCACUGUCAGGUUUUUUGUCUAUUAUUCGUUUAAUUCCUCAGUAAUUACAUUUAAGUACGAGUGUUUUUUUUUAAACCAUUCUAUUUGUUAGGGGUGGCGAGAUUAGGAUCCAGAAGCAGAACACACAGGCAGUAAUCCAAUAAAUAAUGAGAUUUAAUUCAGGGAAAGGGUGUGGCAAAAAAGGUAAACAAACAAAUGACAAAAAAAAUAGUCCAGGUAAAAAGAGACAAAAAACUUGACAAAAACACAAGACAGACAAAAACGCUAGAGCAAAAAAACCAUAAACAAGAAAAAAAAACCUAAGUGCAAAAACCAUGAAACACAAAAAAGGCACAAAAACGACUAGAACAGCAAAACAGGACGUUCUGGCAAAAUCAGGGUCUGAAAACGGCUUAUUUAUACACAGCAGAGAGAACCAGGAAGUGAAUUCCCGUCCUGGAUCCGGAUUAGCGCUGAGCUGGGAGAUAAGUAAUCUCCAGAGUGAAAGUCCGGAGUGGAGCAUGACAAUUUUUAGAGCUGUUUUUUGUCCAGGACGUUGUGUGAAGAUUGAUGCCAUCACGAAUUCUUCCAAAUUCUACCAAACUUUAGCCUGAGACUUGGUUGCCUCUGCCAGGAGGUCAAUUUGUAGUCGUACCGUCGAUUGCUCUUUCAGAAAUCAUUAUGUCGGAAUUUAAUUUUAUGAAGGAUGGCAAUAAUCCUGGUGGUGACUUUUGGGUCUCUUCUACAUCAUAGACUCUCGAGAAAACAUGGAAAGCCAAUUAAUGUAUCAUUUUCACCAGUUGUUUAACUUUAUCUGGUCAGUAAACAUGAUUAUAAGAGAGUGACAAUUUUAUAUCUGUCAGUUAACAAACAACACAACUCCAAGUAAACACGUUUUAAAAUGAACUGGAGCUUCUGUCAGUUCUACAGAGAUAAAUAGACAAACAUGAACAACAGAUGAAGUAAAGUUGAGUUCUGAUAGAUAGUUUUCACUGACGUCACGGCAUUCCGGGGAACGCCCCCCAGCCGCCAUCUUGGAGGGCAAACAAAACGGACCAUCGCCACUACCGGCUACGUUAUCUCGGACGAAUUUAUGAAGUUAUAUAGUCAGUUUUCUAAAAUAAAGAUCAAUGUCGGCAAAAUCAAGCAAACAGAAGUAUAUAGAUACAUUAGACGACAUCUCACGACAACGGUAUGCAGCCAAACUGGCCUUGAUUGGGGGAAUUGACCCCUACGAAGUGGACAAAGAUGCAUUUUCAAGUGACUAUGCAGGGCUGCCAAAGCCUGAAACUGCCAAAGCCUGAAACUGACUUCAUCAAACUUUAAAGGCUGAAAGGCUGUCUGAUAUAUACAACUUUAUAUAUUCACAGCGCACCUUUUAUCACGCAGAUCCGGUUUUUUUUUUUUUUAGGGGGGGCGUUGGGAGUGUCUGAUUAUAAUUUCAAAGUAAAUUCUGUAUUAAAAUUACUAAAUAAGCAAAUCCAUUACAGUCCAUGAAACAGGAAGUAUAAGGAUGAGAAAAAAACAGUUUAAAUCGGGAAGCUGCGCACAUUUGCGCAGUCCUGCACACCGCUCAGGCUGCACAGCUUCCCGAUUUAAACUGUUUUUUAAAUCUGCGCGAUUCAGGCGGCAUCCGCCAAAAGGCGCGCUGUUUGCAUCCCAAACACAAAUCAAAUCAUACAGAAUAGACCUAAAAUGUUUUUCAAAAAUGAGCCUUGCGUGAGUGAAGUGACAAGUUUCAAAUAGAAACGUGACAAACGAGCGAUAUUAAGUGUACAUUACAAUGUAAACGUACACUCAGCGGUUCCAGUUAGGCAUUCUCCAGAGAUUGUUCACAUGAUGUUUUGGUUUCCAAAAACAAACUUAAACACAAUUGAUUGUUUAUUUAAACAACUUACCACUUAUAAAAUGAUCGGAGCAGACUUUGCUGUGUUUGGAAGGCUGAUAAUCCUUGCGGUUGAUUCUCGCAAGCCAUAGAUUUCUCCUUUGUAUGCUGAGUGCUCCCGUACAGUGGGAAUUCCAUAAAAGCUCCGCUUGACUUCAUCAUCUGACCUAUUAAGACAGCCGUGAAUACAACAAGUGUGCACCAUUGCAAGUUUUAAAUAGUAGGAAUGUAACUAUAAAUGUAAAUAAUAUAUAAAUGAAUGUAACUCGCGUGCUACAAUGUGUGCUCAGUGACCCGUACGGUAAGCUUGCCCUCCAAGAUGGCCGCCACCAGGGAAUCCCCGACUCUGUGACGUCAUGUGAAAACUAUCUCUAAAAUGUUCUUCAGAGGACUUGAAGCAUGAACAAAACAAACAAAGGCAAGGCAACAACCAGGAACAAACAAAACCAAAAUCAAGAGAAGGCAACAACAAGAACCACAUAACAUCGAUACAGACAACAUCUGUACAGAUACAGACUUCUCAGGAAAAACAACCAUCAAACCACUGAAGAGAGACCACACAGAACGUUAAUAGUUCAAUUGAGGUGUGCACAAACACAGGAAACCAAUCGAACAACCAAAGAACACAACCAAAAUAUCAGUGAGGGUCCUCUCUGCUGGUCUUGAAAGGAAUUGUUCUUGGUGGACGUGACUGUGGGGCAUUUUAUGCUGCUAAAUUAAGAUGUUUUCAUGGGAAGAAGGCAUUACAACAAAAAUCAGUAAAAUUUUCAGACUGCAGAAGAACAUCAUUUUGAAGGACAGCCUUCCAGACAUCAGCUUCACCAGUUGGUUUCAUUCCCUGAGGAAAUGCACUGGGCCAUAGGAAUGGAAUGGAAAAUCCACUGUCCUCAUCAGUCUUUGUCAAGAAAAAGUAAAACUGGAUUGUGACACACUGCCUGUUGUUUUAUGUAUUAUUUAUAAUCAUUGCCUAACUGAGCAUCCUCUCAGUGUUGGAGCUCCAUCUUCCUCUGAUUCUGGAGCGGUAAAGCAGUAAUGGAGGUGUGGAAGUGGUUUCAUGCUGUUUGUCAGCACAUGGACAAACCAGAAACAAAGACGCGAACUAAGAGACGUCCUGACUGACCUCUCCACUGAUCACCUGUCCAUACCUGUUCCAGAGUCGCAUACAGGCCAGAAAACAGCAAGAAUUUCAUCUUUAUCUUGGAUAGAACGCAUCUAAUAUCUUCCUCUGGCAAUUGAUGUAAUUUUUAAACUUGUUGGUAGUCUUGGGGACGAGAUAUAAUCAGAAAAUAUUGGACUUCAUGGCAGUAACAGUCACUCUGCCUCGUGUUGUACAGCAUCACAGGGUUCCAUACACACACGUUUUAGAUAAGACAGUCCACCUACUGAGGUGUAGUUUGAAAGGAAACUGGAGAGACAGACACGAGGAGAACAUGAGGAACCCCACAGUCUGUACCCUGAGAUCAGGAUUGAACCAGUGACCCUGAAGCUGUGAGUCGAGAACGCGACCCGCUGAACCAGCAUGCAGCCCACAUUAUACUGUAUACAUUUAUUAAUCACAAUCUAUCUCCAUCUGUCUAUACGACAAUCUAUCUUGAUAUAAUUUUUGAAAUUCUUUAUUUCUAAUUUCGGUAUUGUAACUGUAAGUGCUUGCAAAAACCUUCUGUGGUCAGUCGGGCCUCAGGAUGAGUAAGAUUUGCUGUUUAUUAUUAUUAUUAUUAGUAGUAGUAGGAACAAUAGUGUGUUCGAGCAGUCUAAUGCAGUUAUAAUACUGUAUCAACUGAUAAUUGUGACACUUUGACCCAUCAUAUUGUUUGAACAGUGAUCUGAUUUUACUCUUUCCUUGAAUGUUUAAAAAAAUGUAUCAAACCAACAAUUUAAACAAUUUAACCCCCACUAGGCCACCAGGGGGAUGACUAAAAUGCAGAGGCGUGAGGCGGAAGUAGAAAAAGUAUCAAACAACAGUUUAUUUACACUAUGUACAAUAUUUACAAUCCGAUGAAAAAACAAAAAAAAAGAAAAUCCAAAAGCUCAGAAGAUAACAAAAAUAAAAAUAUCCAAAGGUGCAAAGUCCAAAAACAAAAGGAAAGGCAAAAUGCUGAACGCUCAGAAGAUCCAAAAACACAGUAAAUACUUAAGUCCAAAAGAAAAGCAAAGUGCAAAACAAAGAACACGGUACAGAGGAAACUGGAGAUAAACAUAACAGCACAAAGACUCCGUGACAAGAGGACUGAACUCAGGGGGUAUAAAUACACAAACUAAAUUGAACACAGGUGAAAAUAAUCAGGACUAAACAGGCAAUUAACAAAAACACAAAACACAGGAACAGUGGCGGCCUCUAGAGGCCAAAACAAACAUGACACGAAAAGGAAAUAACAGCGGCCUCUAGAGGCCAAAACAGUCCCAGUCCGAACAGGUAUUGUAACUGUAAGUGCUUGCAAAAACCUUCUGUGGUCAGUCGGGCCUCAGGAUGAGUAAGAUUUGCUGUUUAUUAUUAUUAUUAUUAUUAUUAUUAGUACUGUAGGAACAAUAGUGUGUUCGAGCAGUCUAAUGCAGUUAUAAUACUGUAUCGACUGAUAAUUGUGACACUUUGACCCAUCAUAUUGUUUGAACAGUGAUCUGAUUUUACUCUUUCCUUGAAUGUUUAAAAAAUGCAUCAAACCAACAAUUUAAAGAAAAUUACAAACAAAAUUCUUGCAACACAAUAUGUACUUUCACAAAAUUCUGUUUUAUGGUUUGAUAAUUUUCAUGGAGUUUUUAAUUUCUC
Neoarius graeffei (lesser salmon catfish) is the source of this 6922-nucleotide messenger RNA. Its product is annotated as tRNA modification GTPase MnmE-like. The coding region runs from base 293 to 1141 and encodes 282 amino acids. NCBI's taxonomy places the organism in Eukaryota, Metazoa, Chordata, Actinopteri, Siluriformes, Ariidae. The transcript is spliced from 5 exons. Gene Ontology annotation, molecular function: ATP hydrolysis activity; GTP binding. The record is from RefSeq and is a predicted model, not a curated record.